This is a messenger RNA of Carassius auratus (goldfish), 2586 nucleotides long. RefSeq lists its product as uncharacterized. The coding region runs from base 894 to 1637 and encodes 247 amino acids. The transcript is spliced from 10 exons. The record is from RefSeq and is a predicted model, not a curated record. Gene Ontology annotation, molecular function: zinc ion binding. Lineage: Eukaryota; Metazoa; Chordata; Actinopteri; Cypriniformes; Cyprinidae.
UUCCUGAGAGAAUAUCGCCUGGUUAACACAUGGCCACUCCAGAGGUCAGCAGGUUAGAUGUCCUUGUUCACCUCUGAAUCAAACACAUUGAGAGGAAAAGAGAGAGAAAGAGCUUGAAUUGAGCCCAAUCUCAUGCUUCCGCCCUUUCGUUCUCUUUAUCACAGCGCUACUGUUCUCUGUGUUUGUAUAUUUUUCAGGGCGUGACUUGGAAACCGAAACGCUGCCAAGUUAACUGCCGUUAGAAUGCAUGGUGCCAGCUGAACCUUGGUCUGUGGCGAUACUCGUUCUCAGAACCUGAAUUUGAUCUGUAGUCAAAUGUAACAUCCCACACCACUCUCGUCUCCAUCUUGGCCUCUGAAACGGUCGCCUGCUCUCCGUUCUGUUCCCACAUUCGUAAGUUCAGGGCACAAUGUUCUGCAUAGCAGGGGAGAAGGACAGCGCAGAUGUCUUCCUACUAAGUGUGAACAUCGUGCUGCAUUUUUGUAAAGGAGUGUGCGGCAAUGUUUGGGAUGAGGAAGAGGAGGGGCCACAGGGGCUUAAUGAAUCAGAAAAGGUUUGAUAUCAGAUGACUCACACUGCCACUCCAGGAGCCUGUCAGGGGAUGUCUGCUACAGUUUGGGCUGGAUGAACGAGUGGGCACGAGUCAGCAGGAUGUAGUAAGUCAGACCAAUAUGAAGAGGAAGGCAUAAGAGAUUAUGGAGACAUAUUCAAAGACGACUAAAUACUCUAAGAAGGAGAACUGCUAAACAAGGACUGCGAGAGGAAUAAUAAAAAAGGUUGAGUAACCUGAUCAUUCUCCCAAAUUCCUCAGUACUGUCAACAUUUCCAUUAUUGGAGCUGGACUGCGACUCACCGAACAAACAGCAUCCUAGUGCCUAGAGGGCAGCAGGACUAUGACAACAGUGCUGCCACAGGACUCUGAACAGGAUGAAGAUCCCACAAACCUGUGGAACAUCCACUUCAGACGACAACAGCUCCAGAACCGGCUUCAGUUUCUACAGGCGAUCCAAAAGAAGAACAACAAAAUAGAAGAAUACCUCGCAAAUGAAGAGGGCCCUUCAGAACUGGACAGAAUAGAAGAGGAGUUGAAGUUACUGGAGCAAAAAGAGAAUGAUCUUAUUAAGGAAAAAAGCCAGAGUUCGACAACACAGUCCAUGGACAAAGAUCCAAUCCAAGCUCCAAUCCAAGGACUCUACAUUCUCCCAGUGUCUUCUACAGAAACUAAAUAUCCUGUCUUUGCUCUGCAAGAGGAAAACACAGAAACGGUAUCCCCUACCAUUGCUCAGAAAGAAGAAAACAUAGAAACUGUUUCACCUACCAUUGCUCAGAAAGAAGAAAACAUAGAAACUGUAUCUCCAACCAUUGCUCAGAAAGAGAAAAACACAGAGACUCUAGUAAGCCUGGACGAUGUCAGCAUGUCCCCUGCCAAAGUGAAGUGCCCUUCUUGCCUUAAGAUUGUCACCACUGAGAUCGACUAUAAACUGGGCAGCAAUGCUUUCGUCUUUUGUUGUCUCUUAUCUGUGGUAGGGUGUCUGGCUGGAUGUUGCCUGGUCCCCUUCUGUAUGAAUCGCUUCAAAGAUGUCGUCCACAGGUGUCCAUCCUGCCACAAAGAUAUCUGUUUGGUUAAUAGGAUUUGAAGCAAAAAGUAAUACGGUUAAUAAUCUGUAACAUCAUGACUGUGAAAACUUCCAGAAGACCUUGAAGCCGAGCACAGGACAUGGUCAAAAGGGAUUUGUAUCUCUUUGCUGGGGAAGUCAAUAUGUAGACUUUCAGAUGUGGCAAAACUAUAUGUACAAAUGAAUUCAACUAGCAAUUAAUAACGGUCUAAGGGGAUCUAAUGUGCUACACUAAUAUUGUGCUAGUGGCUAACAUUCAUUUGUAUGAACCACUUCCAAUAGGCUUUUAGGGUGAUAGAAUCAUAGUAAUGACUUGUAGUGGAAGAAGUACACAUCAUGUACUACUGGCUCAUUUUGAGUGUGACAUGACCAAAUCAUUGGUUUGGACUCACUCUGACCAGACUGAAUCAGAGUUGUUAACAUUUGGAUCAGUUUAAUUCACAAUUGACUCAUUCAGUGCGCACUGAAUUAAAUGGUUCACUGAAAAGAAUCAAUUCAUUCACCAAAUGACCAUCACUAUCACAUCUUGGAGUGGUUCACUAUUUUUUCAUUAUAAAAUAACAUGUUUAUCUAAAGUAUAGUGCAGUGCAUGUAAGAAAAUUGAGAAAUAGUACUUAUAGUAGGCUUACUAUGUCAUACAUAAAGAUACUCAUUUUCAUAUGAAGGUUUCUUGGUAAAUAAAAAAAAAAAAGUGUGGACAGUAACAUUGGUUUGAAUAACAAUCGGGUCCCUUGAAACAAAACUUGUUUAUCAUUGCAACAUCUACAGUAAAAUUAACUGAUAUCCAAAUUUCCAGGUUUGAGUGACAUUUGUGAUUCUAUGAAUGCAAUACUUCUUUGCAUUCAUGUAACAGUUAGAUAACCUGAAGAACUGUUAUAAGAGGAAUGCUGUAUCAAAUGUCACUAUGAAAACAAUGGAUUUAUUUUUGUACUUGAAACUUUAUCAUGGGAAACCCUAAGAUGACCCUAAA